AGAAAGAUUAGAAGAUAGUAAAACUUUUCAUACAAUUGAAACUUAUAAUAAAAGUGGUAUUGCAUUACAUGGAUCUAAUCAUGGAAUUAUGUCAAGAACAAUGAAUUCUAUUAAAAAAACUG
Racocetra persica is the source of this 122-nucleotide messenger RNA. The record is from the annotation of a GenBank genome assembly. Lineage: Eukaryota; Fungi; Glomeromycota; Glomeromycetes; Diversisporales; Gigasporaceae.